This is a messenger RNA of Arabidopsis thaliana (thale cress), 1681 nucleotides long. It is a transcript of the gene TBL21, whose product is annotated as TRICHOME BIREFRINGENCE-LIKE 21. The coding region runs from base 1 to 1581 and encodes 526 amino acids. Gene Ontology annotation, molecular function: O-acetyltransferase activity; transferase activity. Lineage: Eukaryota; Viridiplantae; Streptophyta; Magnoliopsida; Brassicales; Brassicaceae. The transcript is spliced from 2 exons. Gene Ontology annotation, cellular component: membrane. The record is from RefSeq and is marked reviewed.
AUGGAGCUUCCUUUGUUUGCAAUCCUUCAAAGAACACCAAGAGUUGCAAUUACAUUAGCAUUUGUUCUAUUUGUCCUCACAAUAGUUCCUGCUUUAUAUACUCUCCUUGCCGAUCCAAUCUUACCUCCAUCAAUCUCAUCUUUCGAGACUGAUCAUACACGUCUCAGUCAUUUGAAUUCUUCAUCAAAUCAGAUUCCUUCACCCGUGAAUGGUUCCAUUCCCACGCCACCCUACCAUACGCCUUCAAAACAUCGGAAGUCUUCUUUCCAUCGGAUUCCUAAACCCAAGAAAGGUCCCAUUUCCUCUCCAACCGAUCAUAUACCUUUAAGACAACGGAGUUCUUCAUUCGAUCAGAUUCCUUCACCCAUGAAUAGUCCCGUUCCCGCUCCACCACAUCGGAAUUCUUCAGCUGAUCAGAGUCCUUCACCUGUGAACGGUCCCAUUCCCGCUCCACUCAAUCACACGUCCUUAAGACAUCUGAAUUCUUCAUCUGAUGAUCAUUCAUCCCCAGUCACCACAUCACCAUCAAGGACGCGGAUCAGAGAUGAUGAGCAAAUGUGUGACCUUUUUACCGGGGAGUGGGUACCAAACGAAGAAGCUCCAUACUACACCAACACGACAUGCUGGGCAAUACAUGAGCACCAGAACUGCAUGAAAUAUGGGAGACCUGAUACCGGAUUCAUGAGAUGGAGGUGGAAGCCGGAGAGUUGCGACCUUCCCAUCUUUGAUCCUCAAGAGUUCUUGGAAAUGGUUAGAGGGAAAGCCAUGGGGUUUGUUGGUGACUCCAUUAGCAGAAACCAAGUCCAAUCUCUCUUGUGCCUUCUCUCUAGGGUGGAAUACCCUGAAGACAUUUCUCCUUCACCAGAUACGGAUUUCAAAGUAUGGAACUACACAUCCUAUAACUUCACUCUUCAUGUCAUGUGGUCACCAUUUCUAGUGAAGGCUACUAAACCUGAUCCGAAGUCCAACUUCUUCAGCCUAUACCUCGACGAAUAUGACACGAAGUGGACGAGUCAGCUCGACCAACUCGACUACCUGGUUAUAUCAUCCGGCCACUGGUUUUCCCGGCCGGUUAUUUUCUAUGAAAACCAACAAAUCUCUGGGUGCCAAUACUGUGCGUUACCAAACACGACUGAAUUGCCUUUGACCUAUGGAUACAGGAAGGCUUUAAGAAUAUCUCUAAAAGCUAUAAUCGAGAAUUUCAAGGGUCUGGCAUUUUUAAGGAGUUUUUCUCCUCAACAUUUCGAAGGUGGGGCUUGGAACGAAGGAGGGGACUGUGUACGGACACAACCUUACAGAAGAAACGAGACUAUACCCGAGGCAGAUCUCAAGGUUCACGACAUUCAAAGGGAGGAAUUUAGAGCUGCAGAAGAAGAUGGGAUGAAGAAGAGUGGUUUGAGACUGAAGUUAAUGGACACGACACAGGCAAUGCUAUUGCGACCAGAUGGGCAUCCUGGGAGAUAUGGACAUCUACAGAAUCCAAAUGUGACUUUAAGAAAUGACUGUAUUCAUUGGUGCCUGCCUGGACCUAUCGAUACUCUGAAUGAUAUAUUGCUACAAAUGAUGAAGACAGAUAACUAGAAAGCAUCCCUCAAGAAUGAGUAGUGGAGACAUAUAUCUAAUAUCAAGAAAAAUUGUAAAGAAAGAUUCAUGUAGGAGUCUCAGUAUUCAAUUGCCAUAU